Messenger RNA from Tarenaya hassleriana, 747 nucleotides. Its product is annotated as dihydroneopterin aldolase 2. Gene Ontology annotation, biological process: folic acid-containing compound metabolic process. Gene Ontology annotation, cellular component: cytoplasm. NCBI's taxonomy places the organism in Eukaryota, Viridiplantae, Streptophyta, Magnoliopsida, Brassicales, Cleomaceae. The record is from RefSeq and is a predicted model, not a curated record. Gene Ontology annotation, molecular function: dihydroneopterin aldolase activity. The transcript has 3 exons. Bases 108 to 554 code for a protein of 148 amino acids.
CCCAUCCUCUUCUCCCCCAAUUUGCUCUCCCGAAUGCAAAAUCCGUAAUUCUCUCAAUCCAAAAAGUGUUUCGCUUUUGAAUUCUCUCAUUCUCUCUCUCUCUGGGGAUGGAGAUGGAGGGUUCAUCGGCGACGGCUGCGGCGAAAUCCGAACGGCGGGAUAUAGCAGUGAGAGGAGAAGACAAACUGAUAUUGAGAGGGCUGAAGUUUUACGGGUACCAUGGAGCGAUUCCCGAAGAGAGAACGUUAGGGCAGAUGUUUAUGCUCGACAUAGACGCCUGGACGAGUCUCCGAAAGGCCGGUGAAUCCGAUAGCCUGACAGAUACAAUCAGUUACGUCGACAUCUACAGCAUAGCUAAGGAAGUGGUGGAAGGGACACCGAAGAACCUACUGGAGGCGGUUGCAGAACUGAUCGCAACGAAAACACUGAAAGCAUUCCCUCCGAUAACGGCUGUCCGAGUGAAGCUAUGGAAGCCGAAUGUCGCUCUUGUUCAGGGCCACAUCGAUUUCCUCGGCGUCGAGAUUGUCAGAUACCGACCCACUUCUGAUUCGUAAGUAACUGAAAAUCCUCCAUUGAAAGCCGGUUCGUAUGGUAUACGUACCCAUCUGCUCCAACAUUGGACUUGCCCAAUGACAUGUUAGUUUUAGCUGGUAAAUCUCUUCAUAUUUGGAUAUGUUUCAUUUCAGUUUGGUUUUAGGGAGAAAUUAACAUCCGAAUAAAAAAAUAUAUAAAUUCAGUUCAAACCCA